Messenger RNA from Arabidopsis lyrata subsp. lyrata, 4089 nucleotides. RefSeq names its product protein VARIATION IN COMPOUND TRIGGERED ROOT growth response. The transcript is spliced from 7 exons. Lineage: Eukaryota; Viridiplantae; Streptophyta; Magnoliopsida; Brassicales; Brassicaceae. Gene Ontology annotation, biological process: signal transduction; defense response. The record is from RefSeq and is a predicted model, not a curated record. Gene Ontology annotation, molecular function: ATP hydrolysis activity; ADP binding. Bases 73 to 3537 code for a protein of 1154 amino acids.
UCACCACGACGUACGAUUACAAUCUCAAUCUCCAAAGUCUUUGUUCCUAGUUUCCUCCUUCUCACUCUGUCUAUGGCUUCUUCAUCUUCUUCUCGCAAUUGGUUAUAUGAUGUUUUCUUGAGCUUCAGAGGAGGAGACGUCCGUGUAACAUUCCGUAGCCACUUUCUCAAAGAGCUCGAUCGCAAACUGAUCACUGCUUUCAGAGACAAUGAGAUCGAGAGAAGCCACUCUCUAUGGCCCGAUCUUGAACAAGCGAUCAAGGAGUCCAGGAUCGCUGUGGUCCUUUUCUCCAAAAACUAUGCUUCAUCAAGCUGGUGUCUUAACGAGUUGCUGGAGAUUGUGAAUUGCAAUGAUAAAAUUGUCAUACCGGUUUUCUACGGUGUGGAUCCUUCCCAAGUGAGGCAUCAAAUCGGUGACUUUGGAAGUAUCUUUGAAAAGACUUGCAGGAGACAUUCAGAGGAAGUGAAAAAUCAGUGGAAGAAAGCGUUGACUGAUGUAGCUAAUAUGCUUGGAUUUGAUUCGGCGACCUGGGAUGACGAAGCAAAAAUGAUUGAAGAAAUAGCCAAUGAUAUUUUGGGUAAACUGCUUUUAACUACACCCAAAGAUUUUGAAAAUUUUGUUGGCAUCGAAGAUCAUAUUGCAAAUAUGAGUGGAUUGUUGCAACUGGAGUCUGAAGAAGUGAGAAUGGUUGGUAUAUGGGGUUCCUCAGGGAUUGGUAAGACUACCAUCGCAAGAGCUCUGUUUAACCAACUUUCUCGUAAUUUCCAAGUUAGCAAAUUCAUAGACAGAGCUUUUGUAUAUAAGAGUAGAGAAAUCUAUAGUGGAGCCAAUCCGGACGACCACAACAUGAAGUUAAAUUUACAAGAGAGCUUCCUCUCUGAAAUUCUGAGGAUGCCGGACAUAAAGAUCGAUCAUCUAGGUGUACUAGGAGAGAGGCUACAACACCAGAAAGUUCUUAUCAUCGUUGAUGAUUUGGAUGACCAAGUGAUCUUAGAUUCCUUGGUGGGUCAAACUCAAUGGUUUGGAAGUGGGAGUAGAAUCAUUGUGGUUACAAAUAAUAAGCAUUUCUUAAGAGCUCAUGGGAUUGAUCAUAUUUAUGAACUUAGUCUCCCAACUGAAGAGCAUGCUGUUGCAAUGUUAUGUCAAUCUGCUUUCAGGAAAAAAUCUCCACCAGAAGGUUUUGAGAUGCUUGUAGUUCAAGUUGCAAGACAUGCGGGUAGUCUUCCUUUGGGUCUUAAUGUUUUGGGUUCGUGUUUGAGGGGGAGGGAUAAGGAGUACUGGGUGGAUAUGCUGCCUCGGCUUCAGAAUAGUCUAGACGAUAAAAUUGAGAAAAUACUAAGAAUCAGUUAUGAUGGGUUAGGUAGCGCAGAAGAUCAAGCGAUAUUUCGUCAUAUCGCAUGUAUUUUCAAUCAUAUGGAUGUCACAACCAUCAAGUCGUUGCUCGCAGAUAGUAAAUUGGGUGUUAAUGUUGGGCUGCAAAACCUGGUUGAUAAGUCCCUCAUUCAUGUCAGAUGGGGUCAUGUGGAGAUGCAUCGUUUGCUACAAGAAAUGGGCCAAAAUAUUGUUCGCACACAGUCAAUUGACAAACUUGGAAAACGAGAAUUUCUGGUGGAUCCAAAUGAUAUUUGUGAUGUACUCAGUGAAGGCAUUGAUACUCGAAAGGUUUUAGGUAUAUCAUUGGAGACAAGUAAGAUUGAUCAGUUGUGUGUACAUAAGAGUGCCUUCAAAGGGAUGCGUAAUCUCCGUUUCUUAAAAAUUGGUACGGAUAUCUUUGGAGAAGAAAACAGAUUGGACUUACCUGAAAGUUUCAACUAUUUGCCACCUACACUCAAACUAUUGUGCUGGUCUGAAUUCCCAAUGAGGUGUAUGCCUUCUAAUUUUCGUCCUGAAAACCUUGUCAAGCUCAAAAUGCCGAAUAGCAAGCUACAUAAGUUGUGGGAUGGAGUUGUGCCACUUACAUGUCUAAAGGAAAUGGAUCUGGAUGGAUCAGUCAACCUGAAAGAAAUUCCUGAUCUUUCCAUGGCUACUAAUCUUGAGACACUUGAGCUUGGGAAUUGCAAGAGUUUGGUGGAGCUUCCUUCCUUCAUACGAAAUCUCAAUAAACUGUUGAAAUUGAACAUGGAAUUCUGCAACAAUCUGAAAACUCUUCCAACUGGCUUCAACCUCAAAUCUCUCGGCCUCCUCAACUUCCGAUAUUGCUCGGAGUUGAGGACUUUUCCCGAAAUCUCAACCAACAUCUCAGAUCUCUAUCUGACUGGAACAAACAUUGAAGAACUCCCUUCUAAUUUACAUCUCGAGAAUCUUGUUGAGCUUAGCAUAUCAAAAGAAGAGAGUGAUGGGAAACAAUGGGAAGGAGUCAAGCCGCUUACGCCCUUACUGGCGAUGUUGUCUCCCACUUUGACGAGCUUGCAUCUCCAGAAUAUCCCAAGUUUGGUGGAGCUUCCUUCUUCAUUUCAGAAUCUCAAUAAUCUGGAGUCUUUGGACAUCACAAACUGCAGAAAUCUGGAGACUCUACCCACUGGAAUCAACCUCCAAUCUCUCUAUAGCCUUAGUUUCAAGGGAUGCUCACGCUUGAGGAGCUUUCCUGAAAUCUCAACCAACAUCUCAAGUCUCAAUCUAGACGAAACAGGGAUUGAAGAGGUUCCUUGGUGGAUCGAGAACUUCUCUAACCUUGGUUUGCUAAGUAUGGAUCGUUGCAGCAGGCUAAAAUGUGUAUCCCUACACAUUUCUAAACUGAAACAUCUUGGGAAAGUUGACUUUAAAGAUUGUGGGGAGUUGACUAGAGUUGAUUUGAGUGGCUAUCCAAGUGGGAUGGAGGAGAUGGAAGCUGUCAAGAUUGACGCAGUUUCCAAAGUCAAACUCGAUUUCAGGGACUGUUUCAACUUGGAUCCAGAAACUGUCCUUCACCAAGAAUCAAUUGUUUUCAAAUACAUGUUACUUCCAGGGGAACAAGUGCCAUCAUAUUUCACUUACCGUACUACUGGAGUCUCCUCUCUGACCAUUCCUCUACUUCCCACACAUCUCUCUCAUCCAUUCUUCAGAUUUAGGGUUGGCGCAGUGGUAACUAAUGUAAUACAUGGAAAAAAUAUGGAGGUGAAAUGUGAGUUCAAAAACAGAUUUGGGAACAGCUUUCAUGUUGGCUCUGAUUUCUAUGUUUAUUUACUUUUCACGAAAAGUCAGAAGGGUAGUCAAAUGUUAACUAUAUUGGAAUGUUGUAUCCCUCUAAACGAAGGUAAUGCUCCUCUAGCUCAAGGGAACUACGAUCACGUGGUUAUGAAUAUUCAUAUAAGAGCUGGAGGUUGGAGAUCUACGUUCGAAUUAAAAGAAUGGGGUAUACGACUCUUAGAGGACUGUUCAUCAGCAGAGAACCGACUUGGUAAUCCAAACAGUAAUCUUCCACAUUUUUCGGAAGCGGAAGAAGGCAAUAUUGGGUAUACACCUCCUCAAGGACUUGUUAAUGAGAUUGAACACAGUGAAGAGUCUGUAGAUAACGAUGUAGAGACAGAGAGAAGCACAAAGCGAAUGCGGAUCACGUAAAGGACCACUCAAGAAGACAAGAAACCUAUGACUUGCCCUACCGCUAUACCUAGGACUGGGAGAAACACAUGAUGUCACUUUCAAUCUUUGUUUGCAAUGAGUUGUUUUGCCGGUUAUAAUGGAACAACAAGAUCAAAGGAGAACAUGCAACGACUGAUCUCCAAUAUCUCCCUAGCUAGAGACGUUUUAAGCUUCAUUUGCUCAUAAACUAAUAGACUAUGCUGAUGAAAUAGGGGUUGAGGCUCACUGAGGCUAAAAGGAAGUUCAUGUGCAAAAUAUUGAGUCUUUAGAGAGAGACGAGAAUAUUUUGAAUCAUGCAAGAAUCAAGACUAGGACCAACAGAAGUCAGAAGCAUGUUUUUCGUUCUCUAAAUUUUCCUGGACCGAACUGGGAUUGUGUAUUGUUUUUCAUGGUCAUUAAUUUCCUGAAUUUUACUGGAGGAGUUGUAUUAUAUUAUCAAUGUUAUACGUUCAAUUCAACAGAAAAAUUGUAUGAAAUCAGAUUGGUAUGCUAUGUAGGGCUUCCAUGAAAGCAAUAGAGACAAUGGGAGAA